This is a messenger RNA of Hylaeus anthracinus, 1773 nucleotides long. RefSeq names its product gustatory receptor for sugar taste 64f-like. Lineage: Eukaryota; Metazoa; Arthropoda; Insecta; Hymenoptera; Colletidae. The record is from RefSeq and is a predicted model, not a curated record. Gene Ontology annotation, cellular component: membrane. The transcript is spliced from 10 exons. Gene Ontology annotation, molecular function: taste receptor activity. The coding region runs from base 216 to 1637 and encodes 473 amino acids. Gene Ontology annotation, biological process: sensory perception of chemical stimulus; detection of chemical stimulus involved in sensory perception of taste.
UGCAUGGCGCAGGUCCGGCUACAUAGUUCAAUUCUUCUGAAUCAAGGGACUUUACGAGUUAGUACACAUUGGUAUACUCGCGGAGUAAAUUCAGUUUUGUUCACGUUACAAUUUUACCUGUUGCACUUAUCACCGCCAUCGGCAACUAAAUUUCCAAAAUAUGAGUACCACAGUUUCGAGAUAUCGAUUAUAGUACGUAGCGGAAAUGUAACGUGAUGGUCGUAUUUGCAAUGAUGCAUACAGAGGUUCAGGUCAUGAUGUUGAAAACGAAGUUAGCCUUGACUGAGAUUCCUACUAAAAGUAGAAAUUCGACACGCAAGAUCUGGCCCUUCUUGGUGUACAACCACGACAUCGAAAAAUUACGUAUAAAUUACAACGCGAAUCCAUCAAGACAAAAGUUUCGAGAUGAACACAGUCAUUCAAUGGACGCUGCCAUCCCGGAAAGUUUUCACUGCGCGAUGAGACCUAUAUUGAGAUUAGCACAAUUAUUUGGCAUACUUCCCGUGUCUGGAAUAAAAUCUCAGUCACCCACGGAGCUUCGUUUUAAGAUAUUCUCGUUUCUGACCGUCUAUUCCGUCUUCAUCAUCGUAAUGAUACUUUUUAUAACGGUUAUAUCGAUGAUACAUAUGAUGACAACCAUAAGCGCCGAAACAUUCCACACACGCGGUGGCAUAGGCGAAGCAACGAUCGGCACGGUGUUCUAUGGGAACAGCCUGCUGGGCGCAAUUUUAUUUUUCUGGCUAUCUUCGCGAUGGACGUCUCUUCAAUACGAGUGGAAGGCCAUGGAACAAUACAUAGACAGCAAUUGUACGGUUCAUCCACGCCUUCGAUGGAAGUUUCUCCUCAUAAGUUCUACUGUUUUACUAUUGGCUCUCAUAGAACAUAUCCUAAGUAUACUGAACAACGCGGGGAGCUACGAAUGGGACGGAUCGAGCAACUCGACGUUUCGCAACUUUCUAGAAAUAUACAGUCUACGAUCGCAUGCCUUUGUCUUUAAAAUAAUGGAUUACAAUUUUGCUUUCGGUAUAUACAUCUUUAUCGUUAGCAAACUAGCGACCUUCAUUUGGAACUUUACAGAUGUCUUCGUUAUGCUGGUUUCCACAGGCCUGGCUGAAAGAUACAAGUUUUUGAACAAGAGAGUAGCGAUCAUGCUAGUGAAAGAUCGACGCUCGUUCAGCUGGCACAAAGUGCGCAAAGCAUACGCGGUCUUGAGUGCUCUCGUAAAAAAAGUGGACGACCAUAUUUCACCGAUUAUUCUGUUAUCGUUCGGAAACAAUCUGUACUUCAUCUGUCUCCAAUUACUGAAUGGUCUAUCGAACUCGGUCAGCAGUUCCAUCUUAAGCGACAUAUACUUUUUCGGCUCCUUCGCAUUUCUUAUCGCUCGUACAUGCGCGGUUACUUUGUUUACCGCUAGAAUACAUGAUCAAAGCAAGAGGGUGUUACCUUGCCUGUACAGUUGUUCAACGUCCAGUUACGACUCGGAGGCUCAGAGGUUGGAAUAUCAACUCGCUACAGAUGAUGUAACGCUGACAGGAUUACGUUUCUUUUCAAUUACGAGAAACUUUAUGCUUGCGGUGGCAGGGGCGAUCAUAACGUACGAAGUCGUACUUUUGCAGUUCAAUAAUUCGUCACUGUGAACGAAUAAGUCGAAAGAUUUAGCGUGUCUAUUUUACUUGUUCAAUUUUAUUGUCGAUAUUUUAUAUGUUUUUGCAUUUAGUUUUGUUAUUCAGGACCUUCGUAUUUCAAAUAAAUCGAUAUUUUACACAUCUAGUA